GAUUUUGAUGCUUUUAUAAGGGAAUGUGACUGGAUUGAUUUCUAACGCUCGUUUUGCAUGGUCUAAUCUCUAGUCUAAUUUGGUGGGCUAUAGGUUAAAAUAGAUUUUUGUUUUCUUUGGGAUGGGAUAUGAGGUUUCAAAUAUUAGACGAGAGGUGCUUCCAAGAGUUGUAUUGGAUCACUAUCGUGUGUUGGUAUUGAGCUCCCCUUUUAAGGGGGGUCCUUCAGUUGUUAGGUUUGAGAAUAUGUAGGUAGAACAUCAAUCACUUAAGAAGUUUUUCGAAGAGUGGUGGAGUACAAGUAGGAGUACAUGUCAUGGAUGGGAGGAUUUUAAGUUUACAAGGAAAUUGAAAAUGACUUUAAGGAAAAAUUGAGGGUUUAGAGUAGGGAGAUAUUUGAAAAACUUGAAUGGGACAAAGAAUGAAAUCAUUAGAAGAAUUGAGGAGUUGGAUCAAAUUGAGCCUAGGGACAAUCUUGAUGAGACUUUGAGGUAAACAAUAAUUGAGUUUGAAACAAAUAUGGAAGAGAUUAUAUUUAGUGAACAUAUUUUUUGGGAUCCAAAGGCUAAAUGAAAUGGGUAGAGCAGAGUGAUAAUAACUCCAAGUUAUUUCAUAGGGUAGUCGAUGGGAAGAGGAAAAAGUUCAUCAGACAAAAAAAGAACAAAGAAAAAAGAAUGGAGGUAGCUAAUGGGUUGUUUGUGGAUACAUAAGACCAAAUAGCUAAUGAAUUUUUUACUUUUUAUUCGACUCUAUAUUUGAAUGGGGAAAUUGAGAGGUCAGGUAUUGAUGGUUUGGAUUGGGCUUCAAUUGAUGAGAAUAAAUCUAGAUGGAUGGAAAUGCCUUUUAAUGAAUUUGAAAUUAGAGUCAUUUUUUUAUUACAGGAGAGGUAAAUCCCUAGAUCUAUAUGGGUUCUCAAUGGUGUUUUUUCAAUAUUGUUGGGAUGUUGUGAAAGGGGAUUUGAUGAGAGUUUUCACGGAGUUUUUUGAGAAUGGAGUGGUGAAUGCGUGUACAAAUGAAUCUUUCAUUUGUUUGAAUCCUAAAAAAGAGGAGUCUGUGAAGAUUGAUGAUUUCAAACCCAUUAGCUUGGUCAUAUCCUUAUACAAAAUUUGGGAAAAGUGUUAUUAAAAAAAGUUUUAAGGCAGCUUUGGGGGAACCAUAUUUUUGGCUCAAGAAGCUUUUGUGAAGGGGUUGUCAGAUUAGAUGUAGUGUUGGUUGUAAAUGAGGCAGUUGAAGAAUGUAAAGGAUUAAAUAAGGAUGGCUUGAUUUUUAGUGUAAAUUUUGAGAAAUCUUAUGGUCAUGUCUACUAGUAGUUAUUGAAUUUUGUGAUGCAUAGAAAGGGAUUUGGGGAAAGAUGGAGGAAAUGGAUAUGAGGGUGUUUAUCUUCUUUCAAUAUGUCCGUCAUAGUAAAUGGUAAGGCAGUGAAUAGUUGUAAGGCUUCUAGGGAGGGUUCUUAGACAAGGUGAUCCGUUGUCCCCUUUUCUUUUCACUUUGGUGGCAGUUGUCUUGGGUUGGUUGGUUGAUAGAGUGGUUGCUUUAGUUGAUUUUUUUUUUAAUAUUAUCAGAAGGGAUAAGGUUUCUGUCCCACUUGUAGUAUGCAGAUGAUACUAUUUUUUUUUCUCUUUUGGGGAAGAUUCUAAGGUAGUUAAUUUGCUUUCACUAUUUAGAAUAUUUGAGCUUGUUUCAGAUCUUAAAGUUGGAGAAGUUUGGUAAGAGGUUGGAAUAGAGCCUUGUUUUCUAGAGGAGGUAGGUUCACUUUGGUGCAGUCUAUAUUGGGUAGUAUCCCCAUCUCUUACUUGUCUUUAUUUAAGAUUCUGGCUGGGGUUGCAAAUAUAAUUGAAAAAAUGAUGAGGGACUUUCUUUGGGAAGGAUAGGGUGAAAGGAAAAAAAGAUCAUUUGGUGAACUGGUGAAAUAGUUUCUUUUCACGAAGAGAAAGGGGGACUUGCCAUUGAAAACAUUGUGGCAAGGAACAUUGCUUUACUAGGAAAGUGGUUAUGGAGAUCUCUUUUUGAGUGCAAUUCAUUAUGGAUUUCAUUAUUGAGAGUAAAUAUGAGGUUCAAGCUAAAUGGUAGGGAUUCUUUUAUGGUUAAUAGAGGUAACUGUAGAUUUCCAUGGAAAUCCAUAUGUAAAAUCUUUUCUAUUUUUUCUAGGUUCAUAGAAGUGAAAGUGGAUAAUGGUGAUAAUGCUCAAUUUCGGGAGGAUGUUUGGGUGGAUGAUUCUUCGUUUGGUGUGUUGUUUCUACACUUGUAUCGACUGGCUUGCUCCCAUUCUGUUUCCAUUUCAUCUAUGGCUCAUUCUUAUUUGGCUUCCAUUUCAUGGGAUUUCAAUUUCUGUAAAAAUCCCAAUGAUUGGGAAACUCUGAGUUGUUGUCUCUGUUGGCCAUGCUUUGGUGAUUUUUCCUUGAGAACAAAUGUUAGUGAUAAAUGGGUGUGGUCUCUUAAUUCUUCUGGGAUCUUUUCAUGAAUGUCUUUUUUUGACAAAAUUAUUGAUAAUUCCAUUGGUCGUCAUCUCUUUCAAUAUAGAAGAAGUCGGAAAGCUGUUGUCUCUCUUAAAUAUCAUGACUAAUGACAUUUUUCAAAAAAGGAAUCCUAAUCACAAUCUUUAUUCUCAAUGGUGCAUCAUGUGUAAGAGGAAUGAGAAAUCUUUGGAUCAUUUAUUCUUGCAUUGCCCUUUGGUCUUGGUCUCAUGGAAUCGCUUUUUUUAUUGGUGGAUAUUUUUUAGGUGGCUUUGACUAUUUGUGGAAUUGUGUAACAUUCUCAUUUUUUUGGGUUAUGUGGUUGUAACAAAAUGCUAAGAUUUUUUAGGAUAAGUUUGAGGACAUUGAGUCGCUAUGGGAUGGAGUGUGCCAUUUGGCAUCUUUUUGGGCUUCCAUUUCUUCUCCGUUGAAAGGGAUUCCGUUUAUUUUUUUGAUUUUCUUAUCUCUAGAGAUUGGUGGCUUGUGUGCGAUUUGUAGUUUUUCUUCUUUUUUAAUAAAAUGCCUUUUUGUUGCCGAUAAAAAAAGAAAAGAAAAAAAGAGUUGGUCAAAAAAAUAAAUCUCUUGCUUGUAGUUAAUUUUUGAAAAUAUCAUAUAUUUGAUCAUUAAUCUGUUAUUUGUUUCUGUCUUCAACAACAUUGAGGUUAGCAGUUAAAUGAAUUUCAUAUGGUUAUUGUUUUCAUUGUUUGCCUUUAUGCAUCAGGUAAAUCUCUUACUUAAGAACUAGUGUAUUUUUAAAAACUUUCUGGUUUAAGUUAAACAUGUUUCUUAUUGUUAUUUGGUUUCGUGAUCCUUGUUCCGAUUGAUGGGAUUCCUCUCAAACUUGUUAGUGUGUGCAUCUUGCCCUCCCCAGACAUCACUUGACUGGGAACCUGAGACUCAGGCAUUGAUUCCCUCUUUUUGGUUUUAGUAAUACUCAGGCUGCAUAGGACCGAAUUAUUGCUGCUUCAAUUAUUUUUGGUUGGUACGAGAGAAUUUGGUUGAAUAGUCAUGGCUGUCCAGUAUUAAUGUGAUUAAUGUUGUAGGUGUCAGAGAAGCUCCCAGUGCCCAAUGUGUUGCCAAUCCAUCAGCCUGAAGGAUCCCAGCAGCCAGGAAUUGCUUGACGCAAUAGAACAGGAAAAGAGUAUUAGAAUGAAUCCACCUAGAAAUACCACGAUAUUUCAUCAUCCAACCCUGGGGGAUUUCGAAUUACAGCAUUUACCAGUUAGUGCAACCGAUGCUGAACUCGAAGAGCGUAUUAUUCAGCACUUGGCUGCUGCUGCUGCAAUGGGGAGGGCACGCCAUAUUGCCCGGAGGGAAGGUCAGAGGGGUAGAUCAUCUGCUCAGGGUCGUCCACAUUUUCUUGUGUUCUCUACUCAUCCCAAUGCACCUCCCGUUGCUUCUGUGUCUUCUUCUCAAACUCACAGAGGUGAGGGUGAACCAGUUCCUCCGGUCACAGUAGCUGGGCCGACUUCUCUUAUAACUGUGGGAGAAGACUCUACACAACUGGUUUCUCAACCUUCUAGUCAAGCUGAUCAGGUUUCUGAGGCAUCUGGAUCAAGUGUUCUUGUUGCGACUCAUAAUGGAACGUCCUCAAACAAUCAGAGGUCUCCUCCUCAAUCGUCCCCAGCUGGUCAGGAUAGAGCAGGACCAUCCGAGUUCCAAUCAUUUUCAGAAUCUCUUAAGUCUCGGUUGAAUGCAAUGUCAAUGAGAUACAAAGAGUCAAUUACAAAGAGCACAAGGGGUUGGAAGGAGAGAUUGUUCUCCCGCAACAAUAACAUGGCGGAUCUUGGUUCUGAAGAUAGGAUGGAUAACAAUGCAGGAAUUGCUACUGUGACACGUAUGAUGCAGCAUCUUGAAACAAGAGACGAUAACAGAACCAAUACAGCUUCUGUAUCAAAUGUUUUGCAGGAUAGCUCAGUUCCAGAUCAAGGCAACCAUCAGAUUGCAGAGACUGGUGGUAACAAUUCGUUAAAUGAGGUUAACACACAAGCUUCAUGUGCUACAACCUCUGCUUCAGAUUAGCAUACACAGCUUUCAGGGUUAAAGACUAUUUCUUCUUCGGCUGUAUGAUGCUUUGCUUCUCUUUGGAUUUCGUCAGUUGCAAUCCCAUUUUCACACAGAAAAGAGCGUUGGUGUGGUUGUGUUCUGACAUAUAAGAAUAAAGAUAUAGUAGCAAGUCGGCGAGCUCUACAGUUAGGACAAGGGAACAAAUACAUCACUAUUGGCUGUAAAUUGGUUUAUAUCUCAUAUUAAUUUAUCUGCAUCUUGAAUGCUAGGUGGAGCAUGCUUCUAAAGCUUUGAAAUUAUUUUUCUUCAAGCAUCUAGGUGGACAAAUUCCCGUUUAAUUGAUCGCAUGAAUUUUUCUGUUC
Molecule: messenger RNA, 4820 nt
Organism: Camellia sinensis
Lineage: Eukaryota; Viridiplantae; Streptophyta; Magnoliopsida; Ericales; Theaceae
Source: RefSeq, a predicted model, not a curated record